UCUUACCUUUUCGUGUUUUGUUUUGGCAACAAAGUACCAAAUUUUUAUGUCUCUCCAAACACAGGAAAAUGUUAAUUCCAUGAGUCAUUGUUAAGACCAUCUCGUACCUUCCUUUGUCACACACCAGAGGUUCCCACGCACCUUCCACGAAAGACUAACCCCUUUAGACAACAAAUCUCCCUCCAAUUUCUGCAACUAAACAUACUCUUCUCUUCUCCCUUUAUUAUUAUUUUUAUUCAAAACAUAAUGUUAAAUCAAUAUAUAUAUCAUAUAUCAUCAAUACUUAUGUUAUAAUCAUAUACAUUAUUUAUGACUCUUUCAUUCUUUUUUGUCCUACUAAUCAAUCAAGAUGAGAUGUAGAUUUAAAAUUUUCCUUUACAAAAACCUCGAGUGUACUUGAAUUGUCAACUUCUAAGAACACCACCAUCACUCCUUCCUCCAACACUUUCUUCCAUUUCUUCCAUCAUUCAUCAUCUCUCUAUAUAAAUGCACAUACCCUUAUUAACAACUUCCCCACAAGAAAAGUUUUCCCCUUUGGUCUCACUAUACAACACAAACCCCAUUAAUUUCUUUCUUUUUCGUCCCAAGCAUAGUGGAAGUAAAACAAUGGGAUCCAGGAAGAACCCGGUUGUUUUUGAGGACUACUUUCCUGCAAUGAUGGAGAAGCUGGGAACUGAGGGGUUCAUGAAGGAGCUGACGAACGGUUUUCAGUUGUUGAUGGACGGAGAGAAGAAGGUGAUAACGUUUGAGAGCUUGAAGAGAAACUCUGCAUUGCUUGGGUUGGAUGGGAUGAAUGAUGAUGAGAUAAGGUGCAUGCUAAGAGAAGGUGAUCUUGAUGGUGAUGGAGCACUCGAUGAGAUGGAAUUCUGCACUCUAAUGUUUAGGUUGAGCCCUGCUUUGAUGAACAAUUCCAAGGAACUUUUGGAGGAAGCCAUUUUCCCUUUUCAUUAGUUUCUUCUUCUCUCACACAGCUCCUUUGCUUUUCUUUUUUCUUCUUUUCUUCUUCUUUUUUUACUUUUUUUUUUUUUUUUUAUGGAGCUGUUUGUGUUUGUAAGUUGGAUGAACUUUUCUUAUUCAACAAUGCUACUCUACUGUGAAAACAUGGCUUUUUCUAAUAACUUUGCUUUUGACAAAACCAGACUGAAUUGCAGACAUGGAGAAAACUGAUCUAAAUUUCCUCAUAUACUGCACUCAAUUACUGUUAUAUAGAAACAUUGCAAAGAAACAGCUUAAACAGAGCAUGCCAAAUUCCUUUUCACUUGUUAUUUCCCAAACAUGAAUUUUUAGAGUUUUUCAUAGCUACUUCAUUCCAUAGUUAACUUUCAUGUACCAAUAAAAAAUGUAAUGUGGCAGAUGUAAAAUGGUUAUGCAGACAUUUAUUACUUAAUAAUAAUUUCAGCUGCAGCCUUAAUUUAUUUAUUGAA
Molecule: messenger RNA, 1424 nt
Organism: Vigna radiata var. radiata (mung bean)
Lineage: Eukaryota; Viridiplantae; Streptophyta; Magnoliopsida; Fabales; Fabaceae
Product: calcium-binding protein PBP1
Exons: 1
Coding region: 487-951 (154 amino acids)
Molecular function (GO): calcium ion binding
Source: RefSeq, a predicted model, not a curated record